Molecule: messenger RNA, 798 nt
Organism: Symbiodinium sp. CCMP2592
Lineage: Eukaryota; Dinophyceae; Suessiales; Symbiodiniaceae
Source: the annotation of a GenBank genome assembly
AUGCGCUGGGGGCAUCGCCUGAGAGCUCAGGGAGCGGAGGGGGCUCCAAACUCCUCCGCCUCGGAGUUGGUCGAGCUCUCCACCGACUCUGCGGAGUUCGCCUCUCUCCCUCAAAGGGAGGAGAAGGCUGCUCCGGAGCGUGACCUGGGCUUCAACGAGCUGCGCCUUCCCACGGUGCAAGAGGAGAUCGCGAAGAAGUUUCAUCCUGCCGUAUGCGUGGGCCAAGCCCUCCAAGCUGCCAUCACCCUCACUGGUCUCAGCAUCAAGGUAGGUGCUGCGAUGCGCGAAUGCAAUGCUUGGUUUUACAGUCCGCGCUACGCCUACCGGGUGAACCCGAUCACCGGCAAAAGCGAGCAGGUCGUCAAAGGCAAGCCGGUGAUUACGAAUGCCCGCCGCCUGAAGGAAAGAAGGCAUCCACUGCUACGGAUCGAGGAGUCUCUCAGGAAGCCGCUGGCAAAGCUGCCUACGGUGCCAGGUCUUGAGCACAUGCGAUCCAACCUCUGGAACACAUCCUUUUCCAAGGCAUGGGACGCCGGAGACGAGCUCGAGGAGUUCAAGCGCUUGGGUGAGACUGCCUACAACGUCACGGAGUGGGACCUCUCCUUGCCCAACAUGAGCUUCAGCUUGGGAGCUGAGUGGACCCUCGAAGGCUGGCAUUACCUCUUGGCUCACGGGGGCGUGAUUUGGGACACCCGCGAACGCCUUGGAAAUUCGACGAAAUCUGGACUCUCGGUCCCUUGGACCGAACACGGCAGACUGCGGUGCAAAUUCUAUCGUAUUGUCGUACGCCGGACUUAG